AUGAAAAUUCAAAUCACGACCAAAAGUGCAACAAUUGAGAAAUAUAAAUUCGACUCAAAUCCAAAAAUAAUAGUAUUACCAAGUGGUGAAGCGUGUGAAUUUGAAAUUCUGUUGACAUUAAAAUGCACAACUAAAAUUGAUGAAAAUAUCAUAUUGGUUUCAAAUUUAUUUACAAAAAGAAAAGAUGUUUUAAAAGAAAUAAAAAUAGCAGCAACUUCAAAAUUGACAACGCGACUUGAUCCAGACGAGUUACAAGAAGACACUAAACUUGGUGAAGGCUCGUUCGGUGUUGUGUUUAAAGGAACUUUUAGAGACAAUAUUGUUGUAAUUAAGAAGAUGAAAAUUGGUGGAAAUGAAGACACAUUAAACAAUGCGUUUGAGAAGGAAGUUGAGAUGUUAGACAAAUUUAGAAAUGAAUAUAUUGUCCACUUUUAUGGAGCAGUUUUUAUACCUAAUAAGGUGUGUUUAGUCACCGAAUUUUCACAAUUUGGGAGUUUACAAGACUUGAUGAAACAUAAAAUAAAAAAUGAAAUUAACAUAAAACUUCGUGUUAAAAUUGUGUUGGAUGACGCAAAUGGUAUUUCAUAUUUACAUGAAAACGGGAUUUUACACAGAGAUAUUAAACCAGACAAUUUACUUGUGUUUUCUUUAUAUUUAAACGAUAAAGUCAACGCAAAACUGACCGAAUUUGGAAGUGCAAGAAAUGUUAAUAUGAUGAUGACCAACAUGACAUUCACUAAUGGUAUUGGGACUCCAAUAUAUAUAUAUAUAUAUAUAUAUAUAUAUAUGGCACCCGAAGUGUUAAAUAAACAACAUUACAAGAAAGCUGCAGAUGUCUAUUCAUUCGCUAUAACAAUGUUCGAAUGCUUCUUAUGGGAAAAUGCAUAUCCCAAAAAUAUAUACAUGCACCCGUGGACUAUAGCAGAUGACGUAGCUUCUGGAAAGAGACCAUGUACUAUAAAAACACUCGACAUAAAAUAUCAAAAUGUUAUUGAAAAGUGUUGGAAACAAGAACCCCAAGAACGGUGUAUUAUUAAUGACACUAUCAAAUCACUCAAAACAUUAGUUUGA
Entamoeba invadens IP1 is the source of this 1071-nucleotide messenger RNA. Its product is annotated as tyrosine protein kinase, putative. Gene Ontology annotation, biological process: protein phosphorylation. Gene Ontology annotation, molecular function: protein kinase activity; ATP binding. NCBI's taxonomy places the organism in Eukaryota, Evosea, Mastigamoebida, Endamoebidae. The record is from RefSeq and is a predicted model, not a curated record. The transcript has a single exon. Bases 1 to 1071 code for a protein of 356 amino acids.